This is a messenger RNA of Chaetomium fimeti, 384 nucleotides long. RefSeq lists its product as uncharacterized. The coding region runs from base 1 to 384 and encodes 127 amino acids. The record is from RefSeq and is a predicted model, not a curated record. Lineage: Eukaryota; Fungi; Ascomycota; Sordariomycetes; Sordariales; Chaetomiaceae. The transcript is spliced from 2 exons.
AUGGCGAAUCAAGUUCCCGCAUCCGCCUUCAGCGAUCUCCUAAUCAAAGUUCGCACUGUUGCCCUGGCGCUGAUCGCAGCCCUGGCCGAGAUCGCGCACUGUUUAAUCCACGCUUUUCGCGACGUUGCGAUAGCUCUCAUCGACGCUGCGACCAAGUGCAUACUCGCUCUUAUUGAGCUUCUCCCCAAUCUCAUUUUCGUCCUUCUCUACGCCUUUCUCGGUUCCGUCAUGACGAAGGCGGAUACCAUCAUCGCUUUCGGUCAGUUUGUGCUCCUACUUCUCGAUGGGCUGGUCCGAACUUUGGGGAAUCCGGUUAUGGCUCUUGUCACCGUCGUCCUGGUUUACCGUUGGUGGUCCAAACCGCACCUGCGGCGUCAAGUCUAA